AAUGCGAUUAUUAAAUUGAUCACUUUUCCUCUUUGCAGUUAUGUUUUGGACGCGACAAUGGCUUCACCGUUUAUAACUGCUCCUGAAUUUAUUAAAACAAACAAACAAACACAAUGUCAAUCCUCAAAUCUAACGACAGCAUUAGCUAGCGCUUAAGAAACUAGCCCUUUGUUUGCAAGUUGUCAUGGUAACCACUUGUCUUUGGCUAGCUUGAUUAUUGUAACGCUAAUGAAUAAAUGCAUUAAGAACUAUUAGCACAUAAAACAGAAUAAAGGGACGCCCAAAAGUAACAGUUAAAUGGAUACUUUAGUGGACAACCUGAUAGAAAAUGAAGCCGAAAGAGAGAGACUUCUUGCUAAACCCACCUGCUUCAUCAUCGUUGGAAGACCGGGUGUUGGCAAAUCCACCUUGGCCAAAAAAAUUGCAGAGUCCUGGAGGUGUAUCCUGAUUGAUGAUACCAAUCUUCUCAACACACACAUAAAAAAUGGAACAAAAGAGGGCCAGGAGCUUUUGAACAUACUGUCUGAGGGAAAAACUGUACCAGAGGAUAUGGUGCUGAAGCUGAUUCUUGCCAAAAUAAACUCACCAGAUGUGGAGCACUAUGGUUAUGUACUGAGCUGCCUGCCGUUCAUGUCAGAAGAGUGUCUGAAGAUUAAUGAGCAGAUUGAACUGAUCAAAAACCUCAAGCUAGCCCCUGACUUCAUUAUCAACAUCAAGUGUGCAGACAAGGACCUUGUCCAGAGGCUGUCUGGUCUGAAGCAGGACCCAGAGACAGGGCAGUUUUACAACAGGGAUCAAUGGGAGCAUGAAGAGGUGUACAGCAAGGAGAAGAAGAACAAGAAUCAGGAUGUAGAAGAUGUUGAGGAAGUGGAGGAGCAGGUGGAGGAGGAGGAGGAACUCUCGAGGGAGACUGUUGAUAGAUUGGUGUGGACACCAGAGUUUUUGGCUAGAAAUGCUUUUGUUCGAAUCAACAUGUACAAGGAGAACAUGCUCCGACCUCUGGAGGACUACAUGACAAACCACAACCCCCUCUAUCUGUUGGAGUUGGAUGGAAAUAAUAAAACAGAAGAGUUGCACUUGUCUGUUAUGUCACGUCUCGAAACUUUGGCAAUAAAUCCUGUCCCUAUUCCAAUCCUCCUCCGCCAGGCUGAGGAUGAAGAAUUGCCAGAGGAUGUUAGCACGGAGGACCUACUGAGAAUUAUGUCCUCCUCCAGGAUUGUGGUUCCUGGCUUUAGGUGGAGAAGGAGCCGCUGGGGCAGAACCUGCCCUGUUGCUUUGAAAGAGGGCAAGGUCAUUCCUGGGAAACCAGAAUUUGGUGUGGGUUUCCAGGACAAGCUGUACAUCCUUUCAUCAGAGGAGGCAUACCAUAAGUUUGUCACAAACCCUCGCCCUUACCUGCUACCUCCAAUGCCGAGGUUACCCUGCAGAGUUUCCAUCAUUGGGCCUUCUCUUGCAGGAAAGAGCACCUUAUGUAAGCUUCUAGCGCAGCACUAUAACGCAGUGGUAAUUGACAUGGAGGAAAUGUUGCAGCCAGUUUUGGUCAAGGUUGAACAGGAGAGGACUGAGAAAAUUAAAGAAGAGACAACACAGGCUGCAAUAGAGAAAAUCAAGAUGAAGAUGAAGGAAGAUGGUGGAGAAAAUUCAGAUGAAACCAGCUCCAUAGAAGUUACCGGGGAUCACCCAGAAGUGCAAGCCAUGGUCCUUAGUGCUGUGGAGAAAGCAAAACAAUCGAGUACAGCUUCUUUUGACUUGUAUACUGAUGUACUAGAGAAGCGUGUAAAAAAGAUCGAAGAGGAGGAGGAGGUGACUGGAUGGGUGCUUGACAACUUUCCCAAGAACCGUUCUCAGAUGGGUGCUUUACAGCAAGCUGGACUCCUGCCAGAAAUCUUCUUCUGUCUCACAGACAGUGAUGGACACCAGGUUUUGAGGAGACUUUAUGAGACAAAUAAGGAAAGUGUGAACAAAGCUGUAAGGAUGAGAUUAGAGGAUGAACGGUCUCAGAACGAGGCAGAACUCUUAACUCAAAAGGAGCAAGAAUCAGAGGUGCAAUCAAAUCUUGAAACAGUUGUGGAAGAAACUAAUGAAGCUCCUAAACAAUCUAAAACCACCAGCCCUGCAAAUCCUAACACAAUACAAAAAGAAGCAGUGGUAGUACACGAUUAUUCGGAGUUGGGAUAUCCAGAUGGCCCCGAGAUGAAUGAGUAUAAACUGCAAUUGCAACAGUUUGUGAGUGAAUGGGAGAAAAUGCAAUCUGGUUUAACAGUAACCCACUGUACUUUGGAGAUUGGAAGGAAAAGCCCGGAGAACCUGCUUCAAGAUAUGAUCCAGCAGAUGGACAAACCCUUUCAGUAUGUGUCCUGGGAGUUAUCUGAGGAGGACAUGGAAAAAGACACAGAGGAUACAGAGGCCUUAGAUCAGCUGGAGAGAGCAGAGGAAGGCAGCGAUGAAGAUUAUCCCCCAGAGGAAGAAAAUGAAGGAAACACAACAGCCAAAAGAUUCUUAGGUGACACACAUCAUUUCUGCCCUGUUGCCUUAAAAGACCAUAAUGUCCUAUGGCCCUGUACGAAUGAAAUUGCAGCCAAGUAUCGUGAGAAGACCUACUGCUUUUCCAGCUUAGAAGCAAGGGAUUCCUUUCUUCAAAAUCCUGAACAAUAUAUUGCGCAGACUGAACCUCUCAAGCCUCCUGCCCUGCGGAUCUUUUUGCUCGGCAGCAGAGGCUCAGGCAAGACAACUCAUGGGAAGUGGCUUGCACAGCAGCUCGGGCUCUUCCAUAUUCAGUUCAGGGAGCAGCUCCAAAUGCUCAUCAUGGCUAAGACAAAGACGCGGAUACUUGAUGCUGAUGAGUUAAUGUUCUUAGAAGAUUAUUCUGAAGACUUGAAGAUCAAAAUAAUAGAAGCUGAGGCAGAAGAUAAGAAGGAGCCAGAGGAUCCCUCUACAAACAUCAAUGAGGUGGAGCAAGAAGCACUGACUGAGGAAGAAAUGGCCAUCAAAGCCUACCUAUCCGAAGGAGAUCCUCUGCAUCCAAAGAUUUUGGACAUGGUUGUUGCACCAUACUGGAAACGUGAACCAUACAAGUCUACAGGUUUUAUUUUGGAGGGCUUUCCUCAUGAUCCGGAGGAGGUGCAGUACAUGUUGAAACAACAGCUUUUCCCUGAUGUUGUGGUAGUCAUGGAAGUGGAUGUUGAGGAUGUUCAGAACCGUCUGUUGCCAAAAUACCUGGAGAUUUGGCGUGAGCGCCAAAAAGAACGUGAAUCACAGUUGAAACUCCUCCAUGACCUGCAUAAAAAAAAACGGGAGGAGGCUAUUUCCAAGAGGAAGGCUGAACUCAUGGCAGAGCAAGACCCAAAGUUCAGUUUUCAAGAUGCCACAGAAGAUGACAAAGAGGGUGAACCUGCAGACAUAGAGAUGAUAGAGGCCCUGCUGGAGGAGGAAUUUCCUGCAGAAGAGGAUGAUGGCAUGGACAAUGAGGAGACUGAGGAAUUAGCUACUGAGAGGCUGGCCAUAGGAAUACAAGAGCGUUUUGUGGCACAUGAGACCAACCUUAGUACUGUGAUGGAACUCCUAGGUGAACAGAAUAUACCCAGAAUGGACAUCAAUGCUUCUCACAAACUCUGCAUUGUUCAGCAUCAGCUGCUCAACAAAAUCAAGCCUUUGUUGACCAACAGGGAGUCACUCUUCCAAAAAUGCCACCCCAUCCCCUACAGCCUGGCACAUAAGCUUCUGCUCUCCUCUUUCAAGUUCUUCAGCGCCUUUGGCUGUCUGGACCCCAUCAAGCUAUACAAAGAAAGAGACCUGAUCCAGCCUCUGCAGUGGCCCUUCAGUACAACACAUCCCCUGAUCUUCCAUCAGUAUAUCUACUUCUUUGCAUCUAAGGAGAACUGUAACACAUUUAUGCUCAAUCCCUUAAAGUACCUUCAGCAGCCCAAGCCCACCCCGUCACUUCCUGUUAAAAUAGCAGUCACUGGACCUCCAAAAUCUGGAAAAACCACUGUGGCACAGAUGUUUGCUCGGAAAUUUGGCUUGGCUCGGCUGUCCAUUGGUAGCGUUAUGCGUACGGUGCUGGACACACAGGAGCACACUGAUCUGGCUAAACAGAUGCGAGGGUAUCUCUUCCAAGGCCUUGUUGUGCCUGAUGAACUGGCCAUUCAGUGUCUGGAGGUGGCACUGAUGAACUCAGUCUGUAGCACACGAGGAUAUGUGCUUGAUGGGUUUCCGAUGACCCUUAAGCAGGCUGAACUGAUGGGGUCUCGGAGCAUCAUCCCCAUGAUAGUAGUUGAGCUUGAGCUGGACAUAGUGGAGGUGCUGAAGAGAGGCCUUGCAGACAAAAUGAGGCCUAACAAGCCUCACUUGAUGCACGACAGCUCUGAGAUCCUCCACAUUUGUAAUUCCUGCUACAAGAAGGAGGUGGUGCAUGUAAGGCAUUACUUCCAACAACAAUAUCAGAACUGGUUGCUCCUUGAUGGACUCAAAAGCAAAUGGUGGAUCUGGGACAGAAUGAUAAAGGAGGUCAGCAUCAGCAUGAAAUAUAUUCACACUUACCUGGAGAGGAUACAGAGGGGGCAAGCAGCCUGCAUCAACAGGCUGUGCAUCACACCCAACGAGUUGGAUUGCCGGCUUGGAGAGUUUGGCCAGUACUGCCCUGUCUGCAUGGCCCUCCAUCACCACCUGGUGGACAGCUCAGAAACUGCAGCAUUGACUCAUGCAGCUGAGUACAGGGGACACUACUACAAGAUGUGUGAUGAAAGUCAUUUAGAGACAUUCCUGUUGACACCUGAUCAAUUUGUGACACCUGGCUGCCCGCACACCCUUCCACAACCCCACCUCCUACCAAGGAAGCUGACUGAGAUUCAGGUGAAGAACAGGUUCCCACAGCAAGUUGAGAUGAAGGGCUUCUGUCCUGUUACUUACCUGGAUGGAAACCAGAGGUAUGAAGCUCUAGUUCGUGGAAAGAUGGAAUAUGCUGUGGAAUACAAAGAAAGAAUCUACAUUUUUGAGACAAAGGAGAAACGGGACAAGUUCAUGAGGACUCCUGAAACCUACUGGGCCCAAAAGCUCCCCAUUAAAGUUCCUCCUCUUUGUGAGCCUGUACCUCUCACCUCCCUUCCAACACUGGGCUACCUGGAACAGGGUGUGGCAGUAGCAGUGAUCAAGGCCAUGACAGCUGUCGGGUGUCUCAAACCAAAGCACCCUUAUCUCAGUUUACAAAGAUCAGCUCUCCACUAUGUGGCCUUGUAUUUGAAAGCAUUCAACCACAAGAGUACAGACCACGUUCGCCAGAUGUACAAAAAGAAGCUGGCCUCAUUUGAAGAGAACUGUGCGCUCAUUCCUUACCUGAGCACGGCCAUGAGGGGGAACUACAGGCCGCCCAGUGAACGCCCAAUUGACUUUGAGUUCAAGCUGAACAGGUUCCUGGCCUUAGGAGAUGUGCCAGGAGCUAAUGGUGUGCAGCCUGAUGUGCACUUUUGAUUACAGCCUGUCUCUGUACUUUACAUGAUGUUAUGAUCUGUCAACAAAUUAUAAAUAAUUUUGAAGUGACUUCUUUAAAAGUUUAUGCUACUGAUAAAGCAUCUUUAAUUAUCUGAAGAUGAUUUUUCACCCUGAACUUCAGCCAUGCAGGCACUUUUU
Archocentrus centrarchus (flier cichlid) is the source of this 5625-nucleotide messenger RNA. RefSeq names its product adenylate kinase 9 (gene ak9). Gene Ontology annotation, biological process: nucleobase-containing compound metabolic process. The transcript has 37 exons. Gene Ontology annotation, molecular function: ATP binding; ATP hydrolysis activity. Lineage: Eukaryota; Metazoa; Chordata; Actinopteri; Cichliformes; Cichlidae. The record is from RefSeq and is a predicted model, not a curated record. Bases 298 to 5466 code for a protein of 1722 amino acids.